AUGGCCGACCAUGAGUCAGAAGCAGCUCAGCUGCAUCAGCAGUUCAACCGGGGCACGGAGCCUGCCCAUCAAACGGAAGAUAUGGCUGGCGGAUCUUUAGACAAGGAAAUGGCCGUGGAUUCCAACUCUCUUGAGACUGGAUAUAAGAAGGAGGCAGAUGGCCCAACGGCCGAUGGCGAUGAGCCCACGGAGGAAGAGAAGCGCACACUGAAACACGUUGCCGAAUCUCUGCCUAUCUCUGCCUGGCUUGUUGCAGUCGUCGAGCUGAGCGAACGUUUCACAUACUAUGGUAUGCAGGGUCUGUUUCAGAACUAUGUUCAAAGGCCGCUUGAUGGAACACUUGGUCGUGGUGCACUUGGUCUGGGACAUCAAGCUGCUACCGGCUUGACAACCUUCUUCCAAUUCUGGUGCUAUGUGACCCCAAUUCUCGGUGCCAUUGUUGCCGACCAGUAUCUCGGAAAGUAUAUGGCCAUUUUCUACUUUUGUAUCGUUUAUAUCGUCGGUCUUAUGAUUCUCCUCUUCACGUCACUACCAAUAGCUUUGCAAAAUGGCGCUGGCUUGGGAGGUUUCAUUGCUGCUAUUGUCGUCAUUGGCAUUGGAACUGGUGGUAUCAAAUCGAACGUCGCGCCGUUGAUUGCUGAUCAAUACAAGCGAAAGACUAUGGCCAUCAAGACAAUGACAAAUGGCGAGCGGGUCAUUAUUGAUCCUGCUUUGACAAUCCAACGAAUCUAUAUGAUCUUUUAUGCCUGUAUUAACAUCGGAUCCCUCUCGCUCCUCGCGACACCAUACAUGGAACGGGAUGUCGGCUUCUGGUCGGCUUUCUUGCUCUGUCUGUGUGUCUUCGUUGUCGGAACCUGUGUCCUGGUCCUUGGACGCAAGUUCUACGUCGUUCGUCCUCCAACUGGAUCUAUCAUCACCAAUGCCUUCAAAGCAAUGGGUAUGAUGGUUGCAAACCGAAAUCUUGACGCACCGAAACCGUCGUGGCAGGCUGAGCACGGACACAACCGCACUUUGGCUUGGGACGACCAGUUCAUCGAUGAGUUGAAGCGUGCUUUGGUUGCUUGCAAAGUGUUCACAUUUUAUCCUAUCUACUGGGUUGUGUAUGGUCAAUUUUCUGGGAAUUUUGUUUCUCAAGCUGGCCAAAUGGAGCACCAUGGGAUUCCCAACGAUUUAAUGCAAAAUUUCGACCCGAUUGCUAUUAUCGUCUUCAUUCCCAUCCUCGAUCGGAUCGUUUACCCGAUCCUUCAAAAGUUGCACAUUCCUUUCAGGCCAAUUACCCGGAUCACUCUUGGAUUCGUUGUUGCGUCUCUGGCCAUGAUGUAUGCGGCGAUUGUGCAGCAUCUGAUUUAUAUUUCGCCGCCUUGCUACGAGCACCCGCUCUGUGAUCUGUCCAAGGUGGACGGGGUCGCGCAAGGAAACAAGAUCCACAUCGCGGUCCAGACCCCCGCAUAUAUGCUCAUUGGUAUCUCGGAGAUUUUUGCUUCCGUCUCCGGCCUCGAGUACGCCUACACCAAGGCGCCCUCGUCGAUGAAGAGUUUCGUGCAGUCCAUGUACCUGUUGACCAACGCCUUCGGGGCCGCGAUCGGAGAGGCACUAACGCCGGUGGCCUACGAUCCUGCAAUCAAGUGGAUGUUCGUGGGAUUGUGCUGUGCGUCGUUCGCGGCCGGUGUCAUCUUCUGGUUCACCUUCCACCACCUUAACGCCAAGGAAGACGACAUGAAUGCACUCGACAAGGAUGAAUAUUAA
This is a messenger RNA of Ophidiomyces ophidiicola, 1746 nucleotides long. RefSeq names its product peptide transporter ptr2. Gene Ontology annotation, biological process: oligopeptide transport; transmembrane transport. The coding region runs from base 1 to 1746 and encodes 581 amino acids. The record is from RefSeq and is a predicted model, not a curated record. Gene Ontology annotation, cellular component: fungal-type vacuole; plasma membrane. The transcript is spliced from 5 exons. Gene Ontology annotation, molecular function: tripeptide transmembrane transporter activity; dipeptide transmembrane transporter activity. Lineage: Eukaryota; Fungi; Ascomycota; Eurotiomycetes; Onygenales; Onygenaceae.